AGUGCACCCGCCAUGGCCGCCGUGACCACGCCCCAAGGCGCCUUGCGCCAGCGCAAUGUUGGUCCCACGACCAAGAAAUCCGCCAAGGAUGGCGCUUCCUCAGAUGUCGAGCUCGACAAGCUCGUGAAAGCGGCUGCCGCCAAGGUUCCGGCCGGCUCGGAGCGCGACUACAAGGCCGUCUUCGUUGUCAUCACCGGCUUGGCCUUCCUCACGAGGUUCUGGGGGAUCACCCACCCGAACGAAGUUGUCUUCGAUGAAGUUCACUUCGGCAAGUUCGCCUCCUACUACAUCAACAGGACCUACUUCUUCGACGUACACCCCCCGUUCGGCAAGCUCCUCUUCGCCUUCAUGGGCUGGUUGGUUGGAUUCGACGGCCACUUCCACUUCGACAACAUCGGCGACUCGUACAUCGUCAACAAGGUCCCAUACGUAGCUUUCCGCUCUUUGCCCGCCAUCCUCGGCGCCCUGACUGUGUCGGUGGUGUACUUGAUCAUGUGGGAGUCCGGAUACAGCCUGCCAGCCUGCAUUGUCGCCGCCGGCCUGGUCCUUCUCGACAACGCACACAUUGGCCAGACGCGCCUGAUUUUGCUGGACGCCACUCUUGUCUUCGCCAUGGCCUGCAGCUUGCUCUUCUACAUCAAGUUCUACAAGCUGCGUCAUGAGCCCUUCUCGAGAAAGUGGUGGAAGUGGCUUAUCCUGACCGGCUUUGCCCUGUCCUGCGACAUCUCCACCAAGUACGUCGGCCUGUUCGCCUUCAUCACCAUCGGCUCCGCCGUCACCAUCGACCUCUGGGACCUGUUGGAUAUUAAGAGACCCGGGGGAGCUCUGAGCCUGCGGGAGUUUAGCAAACAUUUCGCCGCUCGUGCAAUUGGCCUGAUUAUCCUGCCCUUCCUCUUCUAUCUUUUCUGGUUCCAGGUGCACUUCUCCAUCCUCACCCGCUCGGGGCCCGGCGAUGACUUCAUGACCCCCGAGUUUCAAGAGACGCUCAGCGACAACAUCAUGCUCGCCAACGCCGUCACCAUCGACUAUUACGACACCAUCACCCUCAGGCACAAAGAGACAAAGGCCUAUCUCCACAGCCACCCGGAUCGCUACCCCCUAAGGUACGACGACGGCCGUGUUUCCAGCCAGGGUCAGCAAGUCACCGGCUACCCCUUCAACGACACCAACAACUACUGGCAGAUUCUGCCUGCCGGCGCCGACGAUCAGCAACUUGGCCGCCAUGUCAAGAACCACGACCUGGUGAGACUUCGCCACCUGGUCACCGACACCAUCCUGCUGUCCCACGACGUCGCCUCGCCGUACUACCCUACCAACCAGGAGUUCACCACCGUCUCCAUUGCCGACGCAUAUGGCGACCGGGCCGCCGACACUCUGUUCGAGGUCCGGAUUGAACAUGGCAAGUCUGGUCAGGAGUUUAAGAGUAUCUCCAGCCACUUCAAGCUCAUCCACAACCCCAGCAAAGUUGCCAUGUGGACUCACACCACGCCUCUUCCAGAAUGGGGCCACAAACAGCAGGAGAUCAACGGAAACAAGCAAAUUGCUCCCAGCUCCAAUGUCUGGUAUGUUGAGGACAUUCCGUCCCUCCCGGCUGAUCACAAGCGCCGUGAGAAGCCCGAGAGGAAGGUCAAGACGCUGCCAUUCCUGCGCAAGUGGUUCGAGCUGCAGCGGUCCAUGUUCUGGCACAACAACCAGUUGACGGCCAGCCACCCUUACGCGUCCUUGCCCUACCAGUGGCCAUUCCUGCUCCGUGGUGUCAGCUUCUGGACGCAGAACGACACUCGCCAGCAGAUUUACUUCCUCGGAAACCCCAUCGGAUGGUGGAUUGCCAGCAGCGUCCUCGCAAUCUAUGCGGGUAUCGUCCUGGCCGAUCAGUUCUCGCUGCGCCGAGGCAUUGAUGCCCUGGAUCAUCGUUCGCGCUCCCGGCUGUACAACUCGACGGGCUUUUUCUUCCUCGCCUGGGCAACACACUACUUCCCCUUCUACGUCAUGGGCCGCCAGCUGUUUUUGCACCACUACCUCCCCGCGCACCUGGCAUCGACCCUCGUGACGGGCGCCCUGGUCGAGUUUGUCUUCAGCCAGGACGCCGUCGAGCACGAGCUGGCCUACCAGGCCGUCAAAACCGGCAAGAAGCCGGCGGCGCCCAAGCGCCACCUGACAGCCCGCGAGCGCUUCGCUGGCCAGAGCAUGAUGGCCGCCUGGAUUGCGACUGCCGUCAUCCUGGUCGUUGUUGCCGCCUGCUGGUACUUCUUCCUGCCGCUGACGUACGGCUACCCCGGUCUCACGGUCGAGCAGGUGAUAAGAAGGAAGUGGCUGGGAUAUGAUUUGCACUUCGCGAAAUGAAGCGUGAGAAUGGGAGAACGGAUGGCUGCUCUCGUAGCAACCGAGUAGAAUGUACGAUCCCGAGGUAUGAGUGAUUCGAGAGGUGUAAGCGGUGUUGUUUCAAAAAGCCUUGGGUAGCGAAUCAAGAUUAGUGAAGCUUGUCCUCCACACAGCGGCGAGGGUAGUUUAUCUCCAUGGUAAACAAUAACCACUUCAUGUGCCAAAGUCAG
Molecule: messenger RNA, 2552 nt
Organism: Parathielavia appendiculata
Lineage: Eukaryota; Fungi; Ascomycota; Sordariomycetes; Sordariales; Chaetomiaceae
Product: glycosyltransferase family 39 protein
Exons: 3
Coding region: 13-2343 (776 amino acids)
Biological process (GO): protein O-linked glycosylation via mannose
Cellular component (GO): membrane; endoplasmic reticulum
Molecular function (GO): dolichyl-phosphate-mannose-protein mannosyltransferase activity
Source: RefSeq, a predicted model, not a curated record